Molecule: messenger RNA, 504 nt
Organism: Phytophthora infestans T30-4
Lineage: Eukaryota; Oomycota; Peronosporomycetes; Peronosporales; Peronosporaceae
Product: secreted RxLR effector peptide protein, putative
Exons: 1
Coding region: 1-504 (167 amino acids)
Source: RefSeq, a predicted model, not a curated record
AUGCGUCAGGUCUUAAUAGCAUUGUUGCUGGCUGCCCUAGCGUCCUUGGAGAGCCUCGAUGUGGCUUCAGCUGCUAACUCCAUAUCGCAGCGCGAGCGAAACCUUCAACCUCUGCGAUUGCUAAGGAGUAGUACAUUCCCAGCAAAUGAAGAAGAGAGAAAUGCUAUUAGCAGUCUCUCUAUUGUCACUAAACUUAAGGACGCAGCAAAAUGGUCAACGUCCAAAAUCUCCGAUAAAACGAAGAUUGGGGUUAUGCGAUUCCAAGGGAAAACUGCAGAUGAAGCCUUCGUGCUACUAAAACUCGAUCAGGGCGGUGAGAAUCUCCUUGAGAACAAACAGUUCAGCGUAUGGGUCAGCUAUAUGACCAAGGCCAACAAGAAGCACCCAAAGAUAGCUAUCGUGACAACGUUGACAGCGACGAACGUUUGGCAACGAUGCUGGAAGCCGCGAGAAAAGUGGAUGCAACGAGCAGUAUCGCGACGAAGCUGCAAGUUGCCCAGAUGA